AUGACUUCAACCGCUGCGCCAAAGUCAGUCGUCCACGGACCAUCCCAUCCCCCUCUGAAGCUCUUGACAAUCGGCCAGCUUCUUAGCGAACAGGCCGACCGAGUCAGCUCCCGCGAAGCGGUUGUUGCAUUCCAGUCCGGUGCGCGAUUAAGCUACCACGAUCUCGAAAUUAGGACAAAGCAGACGGCGCGAGCCCUUGUAGCCAGCGGGGUUCAACGCUGCGAUCGGAUUGCCAUCUUCAUCGGAAACUGCGAAGUCUACGUGGAGAUCUUCUUUGCGGUUGUCAGGAUCGGGGCGGUAGCAGUCUUGCUUCACGGAACGUAUACCCCGAAUGAAGCGCGUAAUGUGUUGCGGACCACCGAAUGCUCUACCCUGUUCAUCUCAAGUAGUCUGGGAAAUAGAGGCUCUCGUGCCUUUCUGGACUGCCUCAAAGACUCCAAUAAGUCACUGGCUAUCGAUGUGCCAUCAAUGAAGCGCAUUGUGUUGGUUCAUGACGAUCAUCCGGAUGGCAGCUACUUGACUUCCUGGGAAUCAUUUCUCGCCUGUGGAGAUGCAGUGAGCCCGUCGCGGCUCAGUCAGCUUGAGGAUGGGGUUGGUGAUGACACAGUAUGCAGCUUUCUCCUGACGAGCGGCACCACCGGCGUCCCCAAGGUGGCUAUGUUGACACACGCGAACAUCAUCAACAAUGGCUUCCUGGCAGGGAAUCACAUGGCCCUGACUAAAGAAAGUAUCAUCUGCAAUCCACUGCCCCUGUUCCAUUCCGGGGGCCUGAUACUGGGGCUCAUGACAUGUGUCGUCCAUGGAGCCUGCAUAGUACUCCCAGCACCAAGCUUCAGUGCGUCUCGCACCCAUGAUUGCCUCUCCGCAGAAAAGUGCACUGGAAUGCACGGCGUUCCGACCAUGUUCGCUGCGGUCCUUCGCCACAGGCACGUGCAGUCCAUGAAAAGUUCAAUCCGGCUCCGGACUGGUCUCAUAGGAGGUAGCGCUCCUUCGGAGGCACUGUGGCUUCAGAUCAAGCACGAAUUUGAUCUCGAGGGGUUUACACUCGGAUAUGGAAUGACCGAGACAUCGGGUGGUGUCUUCAUGUCCAAGCCAGAGAUCGCUGAUGCGACCCGAAUGCCUCGCGCCCUGGUGAUUUUGCCUCACACGAGCGCAAAGGUCGUUGACAGCAGGGGCGAUAUCGUGACAGUCGGACAACGCGGCGAGCUCUGUGUCUCGGGCUACCUUGUACAGAAGGGAUAUUUCAAGAACGAAGAGAAGACGCGUGCGGCCAUGGCUCAUGACGAGAACGGUACACUGUGGAUGCGGACGGGUGAUGAAGCAAUUUUCGACUGCGAGGGGGGAUGUUGUAUCACCGGUCGCAUCAAAGACAUUAUCAUCCGAGGAGGAGAGAACCUAUAUCCGACUGAAAUUGAGGAUCGGUUGAGCGAACACCCCUCCGUGCAAGGGGCUUGUGUGGUUGGACUACCGGACGACUACCUGGGCCAGGUGGUUGCGGCUUUUCUGCAGCAGGAACCAGGAACAGAACGACCAUCUCAUGAGGAGCUGGCUAUCUGGGUCCGCAGCACUCUGAGUUACCAUAAGGCUCCGACUCGGGUCUUCUGGCUUGGCGAUGAUGAUCUACCCAGGGAUUUCCCUCUGUUGGGGAGUGGCAAGAUUCGCAAGAACGUGCUCGAGCAGUUUGGGUGUCAGAAACUGCGUGCAAGGAAUGCAUUGAAUGCUUAGUGGUGUAGUCAUGUGGACGAUGAGGACGAAGCGGCCCUGGGGCAUGUAGGCAGCAGGGGAAGAAUCUU
Molecule: messenger RNA, 1793 nt
Organism: Aspergillus uvarum CBS 121591
Lineage: Eukaryota; Fungi; Ascomycota; Eurotiomycetes; Eurotiales; Aspergillaceae
Product: putative long-chain-fatty-acid-CoA ligase
Exons: 5
Coding region: 1-1725 (574 amino acids)
Biological process (GO): fatty acid metabolic process
Molecular function (GO): medium-chain fatty acid-CoA ligase activity
Source: RefSeq, a predicted model, not a curated record